CAUGCAUACUUGCUCCGGGAAAGCUCUCCCUCCUGGGACCCCAUGGGUCCUGGUGGUGGUGGGUCGGUGGCUUACUGCCUGUUGAGAAAUGCUGGUCACUAGGCCCCAGCACAUGCCCCUCUCCCAGGGCUAAGCAUGCCCUUCACCGUCUGUGUGGAACUCCCAACCUCCCCAUUGCUGGUGACCAUGCGGCUCAGUGUCAUCAGCUUGGGUGAGUGGCGGGUGGUUUCCUGGGCCCACUCUCAGAGACCCUACCCCAGCUGGGCUCGAUUUCCUCAAAGGCUUGUUCUCAGGGCAGCUAAGGUAGCUUCCUGGGCCAGUCUUCCCCCUCCACCUGGGCCUGGGGCCAGUCCAUUGGGUCAUGAUAGACUUGUGUGGCAUCCUGGUGGUGGGGCCCAGCUGCGCCAUCCCUCCUGUAGCAGCCUGGCCUGACACUAGGCUGGGAUUUGGAGUGGCAGCUGGGAUUUGGAGUGGCAGCUGCCAUUGUCCCCUUAUACUGUUCAUACUGGCCUAGGAAGAGUCCUGGGCUGUGGAGGGAACAGGUAAGCACAACACAUUGGCCACUGCAGUGUCAACCUGGAAGAGGGUCCUUGGGACCCAGAAGAGGUUCCUAAACUGGACCUUGAAGACAAUUAGGAAGUCAUGUGCAAAGUGGGGUCUGGGUGGACAGAACCGAGCAUGCAGAGUCUUGAUGAGUCGUGCGGGGAAAUCCCCAGGUGGGGCUGAGAAGCCUGACUAGAAAUCGAGCAACCCGUAAACUCAGUCCCAUAACCUGAGGAAUGGGGGCGUGAGCCACGAGGGAUCAUGUGAGGCUACCCCUACAGGGAUGGAAGAAUUGCAGUGGAGGAGUUUCUGAAUCCGGGGCUCCCCCAGGCCCUGGGCAGACAUGGGUGCCUCAUCAGCUCUGUCAGUCCGUCUCAUGGCCAGCGCAUGACUGGAGUAGGCGCUUUCUUUCCUUAGAUCCUUCCUCUUCCCUCCCCCUUCUCCUCCCUCGCUCUCUCGCUGCACACCUGUGGCCCUGCUGCUUGCCUGACACACAUCACCUAUAUUUUGGCCACUGUCUUUUAUUUUUGCGAUGGAGUUUCGCUCUUGUUACCCAGGCUGGAGUGCAAUGGCGUGAUCUCGGCUCACCAAAACCUCCGCCUCCUGGGUUCAGACAAUUCUGCCUCAGCCUCCUGAGUAGCUGGGAUUACGGGCACGCGCCACCGUGCCCAGCUAAUUUUUUGUAUUUUUAGUAGAGACGGGGUUUCACCAUGUUGACCAGAAUGGUCUCGAUCCCUUGACCUCGUGAUCCGCCCGCCUCAGCCUCCCAAAGUGCUGGGAUUACAGGCUUGAGCCACCGCGCCCGGCCAUGGCCACUGUCUUGAAUGGAGGAGCAACCUCCCUUGAGGGAGUGUGUCCUGGGCUGUCCACCUCCUACCGACAGGACAUAAGGUCACUCCCACACCCCUAAGAGUUCUCUGUGGGCUCCAUGGAGCCCUCACCUCUCCCACAGACUCCUGAGAGUCCCAGGUGGCAGCCUCAAGAAGUCUCCAGGGCAAAGGGUAUUGCAUGGGCUGAGGACCAGGAGAGGGACUCCUGGGGUUGAGGGUGGGGACCCAGCAGGCCCCAAGGAGCGUGUGGGGAAGACGAGACCAAAGUCAGCACUUAAUUAACCCAGAGUGUCCCAAGGGUGGGGGUGGAGAGGGACCACACCCCAAAUCUCUACAGUUCUCACAGCAUUGCCGUGGAGUGAGAACAGGGCUUUCACCGUCAUAGGGGGCUCUGUCCACCAAGGCCCCUGACUUCCGGGGAGCCCACACCCACAGUGCCCUUCUUUCUGAAUGCUGGCCCUUCCACAGCCUGGAUGCUUGAGCCUGGGCAGAGGGAUAACGACCCCUGAACUGUCUUCACAAGCAGAGAGGCUACUUGUCGCCAGGCCCUGACUGCUCGGGCUGAGCUCAGCAGCAGGCCUCUCUCACCAAGACCCCCUGGACAGAAGGGGUUCAGCCCUGAGGACCCAGCACUCCCCACACUUGCAUGUCCCUGCCUGGCAUCCACCCUGGGGACCCACUUGCCCCCUGCUCCCAGCUGCUGGCAGCCCCAUCUUGACUCGUCCGGGAUUCCUGAGGCCACACCAGGAAGCAGCCGGCAGCUGGGAGGCACACCUGCUGUUUCUGCAUCUUUUUUUCUGGAGCUUACAUGGGUGGGAGGGGCUACAGACUCCAGGGAUCCUGCAGGCCACGCCUCCCACUCCCUGGCUGAAUGAGCUUUCUUCUCAGGGGUCUGACUGGAAGGCUGGGACCGACCUGUCACAGAGGCAGGUCUGAGUAGUCCAGGCCCGUUCCUACUCUCCAUCAGGGCCCCUUCUGUUCAUUUGUGCAGCUGCCUUUGCCCAAAGCACCAGUGAUGUCUGCGUGGACUGUCCCUUGUCCCCAAGGGGAGUGUGGCUCCUAGUCCCAGCCUGGGUCUCCAUCACUGGCUGGCUGGUUCUGCUUGCUGCAUUCUCUCCACACCUGCCUCCUGCAGCCCAGGGGUCAGUCUGGGUGCAGACCUGGGAAAGGUCCAGGAGCAGAUUCUGUCCCCCAGCUCUUGCUUCCUGUGCACCAAGGCAGCCAAAAUGCAGCAGCAGAACCAGGAGCACUGGCUUGUCCCAGUAUCCGUGUUUUGGGAGGCUGAGGUGGAAACAUCACUUGAGAGCAGCCUGCACAACAUAGCAAGACCCUGUCUCUACAGAUAAUAAAAUUGGGCAUGGUGGCAUGCGCCUGUAGUCCCAGGUACUCAGGAGGCUGAGGUGGGAGGACCGCAUGAACCCAGGAGGUCAAGGCUGCAGUGAGCUAUGACUGCACCACUGCACUCCAGCCCGGGCAACAGAGCAAGACCCUGUCUCUAAAACAAGAAACAAAGUGCAUCGUGUGUGGAAUCCAGCUUCUGUCGUGUGGACCUGACCUCACUCGGUCCCAUCAGUGAGUGGGAGGCUGCCUGCUGUCUUCCAGAACAUUCCCACCACUACACCUGUGUUUCUCCUGUGUUCCCUGGCAGGCUUUGUGAGGGGGCCUGUCACCUACCCUCUGGCUUCCCUAAGGCACAGCUCAAACCUUUCUUGCCACUGAGAACCUUCUCCUGAAGAGUCUUACCCUCACCCACAGGCCUCCUCAUUUCAGAGCUUUUGGUGGGGUGAGUACCAGGAUUGACUCACUGCUACCAGCUGGGAGGAAUUGUCCCUAGGGUUGGGUCUCUGGAUGGCAUAUGAGGAUCUAGACGAGGACCCAGAUGCCUGUAACCUGAAGGGCAAGGGCCUCAGCUACCAGGGCUUCACACAGCCCCUCGUCCAGCCUGACCUUCUGGGACAGGCCAGACCCCUCCAUCCUUUGGUCUUGGUCCCUACUGGGAACCCUGGUUUCCCUGGAUUACCCACUUUGACUCCAAAGGUAAUAAUGCCGACAUCCCCCGUGAGACCGUGACAGACUGAGACUAUCGUAGGGUUGCCUGGCUCAGAGUCACCAUAGCCAGGCAGAGCUGAGGUCCUGGCCCUGUUCAAGGCUUUCCGAAAUCCCUUCUAGCUCUGGUACCUGGGUUCUUCCUCACCCAGCUGCAGCUUCUCCCACCCCUUCCACCAGGUGACAGAGAACCUGGCAGUCUGUGAGCCAUAGAAGGCUUCAGUUUCCUUCUGGUGAGGGAUGAGAACCAGCUUAGGGCGGGAGGGAAGAGGGGUCUGGGGGCCCUCCCAGCCCUGCCUCUGGCAUUUGAAGGAUGGUGGCUGGGCAGCAGCAUGGUUUAGGCUAGACAAGGCGGCCCCUAGGUUAAUAGCCAGGCCUCAGACAGUUGCUGCCAUGUCACCUUCGCUUCUGCACAUGCUGACCUGGCAUCCCACCUAGUUAAAGGUCCUCAGGCCUCCCGCCCCUGGGCAUUUCCCCCACUCCCUGCCCAGGCACAGCUGUCCUUGUCCUGGACUCAUCUUCAGAGAUGCUUGUCCAGCACACAGCUUUGCUGGAUGUCGCAGGCUGGGCCGGGCCCCCUGCCCUGCACUAACCUCUUCGUGAGUCUCAACUAGACUGAGCCGCAGCUUCAGGGUCAGGACCGGCUCUGACUUAAUUGAGGACAAGGGGGUUACAUCUGCUUGAGUUCUUGGCCUCUAUGGUCUCUUUGGGGCAUGAUGCCCCUCUGUCCCAUGCUUAGGUGCCCACAUGUGGCCACAAGUGCCUUUCCUUCCAACAUCCGUACUUCAGGCUGCUGUCCAGGCACCUGUGGCUCCAGGCAGAAGCGUGAGUGCAGAGCCAGGCCUGGGCUGACGUUCUGCAGGUGCUGCAGGAGUUGACAGCCUUGGCCACGCAGCCCAUGGCCAUCCAUUCCCCUACACUGUGGCUGCCCCCAGUCCACCAUCCUUCCAGGGCCAGGCCUGGAACCAAACUGACUUCUCUCUGGACCUGACAGGUUCUUGGCUGAGUAUGAUGGUCUUGCCCAUUUCUUUGAUUAUCCUCAACAAGAGGUUUAUAGAGCCAUUGGGAACAUCACAUCUGUCUACCACGUCCUCACCAGAGACAUGACUGCCUUGGGCCAGGCCUGGGACAGUCAGAAGUUACACUUGCCUGUUGAAACCCAGAUUCAUUGGCUUCAAUCUAGGCAAUGGGCUGAUGGGCAGCUGUCAGUUCUCCUGUGCUUGGGGGAGGCAGGAAAGGAAGGUCAGGCAGGAGAUCUGCUUGGCGCCCACCUGUGCCUGUCUCACCUGGCUGCAGGUGCAUUGGAGGCUGAACCCCUUUCUUGAUCUGCAGGUGUGGAUUUCAGGUUUCCAAUGGUUGUCAGGGUGUGCUCCAGUGCUCUCCUGGCCCUAGGGAACCCUGGGCUCCAUGAGGCCUUGGCCUAGGCAGGAUUGUUUCCCACACUGUCAUCUCCCCAUACAGUCACCUCCCCAAACACUGGGCUGCAGGCUCUGGUAUAUGUAAAAGUUCAAAGGCAAAAGUCGGCCCUUCCGCUCUCCCGGAGUGGGUGGCCCCUCCCCUCUCAGAGUGGGCGGGGACAGGAGUUGCAGGGGCAGCUUUCCUUGGGAUGCCACAGGUCUCUCUGGAGCUGCCUGGCCACGUCUCCUUUCCUUUCAUCUUUCUCAUGACCAAUGGGAUUGGAGCAUGAAGGCCACGCCCCUGUUCUACAUUCUAGUGUGGUCCUGGUUACGCCUCCUCUGGCUCAGACACACAGCUGCCUGGUAGAGGAGUGGAGCUGCUUACCAGUGCUCCUUUGAAUUGUGCUGAUGUGGCGCCAACCCCACCUCCCUCCCCAACCCCACCUCCCUCCCCCACCCACCAUGUCGAUGUCAGAAGAAAUUCACAAGAUAAAAUUAGCCUCGGCUAGGAAAAAGUUAAAAGAAUUUCAACAAAGAAACAGUCCUGCUGUUCCAUCUCGAGUGAGAAGAAGAAAGAAAAGAAACAACAGUAGCCGUGAGACAUCCGCUUCUGAUGGUUGCCAGUCACCAUGCCAUUCAGCAGCAGGUGGUCACAAGGAGGGCCCUGCACCGUGUGCCACCAUGAAAGGUCCAGAGCCCUCAAGCCGCCGUGAAGCAGUCCUUGAGCAGCAGGUACAGCAGUUUCUACAGGAGCGGGAACUGCUAAAAGCGCAGGUGGCAGAGAUUGAAAUAUUCAAAAUGGAGAAAAGUCAAGAUGCAAUGACAAUCGAGAAGCUGAAGGGGAGCCUUGCCCACCUACAAAACCUUCUGGCUGAACCCCCAAUCCCAAAGCACCCACAGGGCCCUCUAACUUGGAAAAAAAACCUAAAAACUGAAACCAAGUACCUGAGAGAUGAGCCACGGGAACAGGAGAGACUGCAGGAGGCGAAAAUGAGGCUCUGGGAGACGGAGGUGCCAUUUCUGAACGCUGCUAAAGCCAGUGCCCAGGAGGAGCAGGCACGGCUCUGUGAGCAGCUCCAGAAACAACAGGUGUGCUGCCAGCACCAGGCUCAGCUGGGGGCCUCGGCCCUGAAGGAGCCAGAGGCAGCGGCCGCAGCCACAGGGACUGGGAGCGAGUCUGGGUGUGGGGAGACCCAGCGGGCCCUGCAGGGAGCUCUCGACCAGCUGCAGAGAGACUUCAUGGACAUUGUGAAGGAGAAUUCGGAUCUGAAGGAGCGGGUGGAAAAACUAGAGCUCGGAUUCAUUCAGCUCUCUGGAGAGAGAGACGUGAUAAGAAAGUUCGUCAAACCAAAUGACCGUCAGAGGGCAAUGGCCAAGACCCAGCACCAGAAGAACGAUGUUAGCAUGCUGUCGCAGGCCGAGGAGGGGAUGAAGGUAAAGCUGCUAGAGCUGCAGGGGCCAGUGAUGCAGCUUAUGAUCAACCAUGAGGUCGUCCAGCACCCUGCUAAUGAGCCCACUCCAGGGGCCCCAGCCCCCCAGGAGCCUGGUGCUGCUGACAAGGAUGAACUUUGUGAUGUGAUCAUCGCUGGCAGCCUGCAGCCUGCAGGAGGGAGAGUACACCACAACCCCACUGCACAGCAGAUGGCACAUGGCUUUGUGAGCUGCAGGACAGCCAGCAACACCGACCCUUGGGCAGCAGUCCCACCACGCCAUGCUUUUACCAGGCUGUGGGCGAAGGAGCGGGUAAACAUCACGAUCAGCUAAGAGCUGGCCCAGAAGUUUACAAACAAACAAAGUUAUAGGCUUAGUCUUCACGUUUACUUCAUUUGAAUGUUAGAGCCACUUAGGAUAAUUUGUGUUUCUAAUCUAUAGUUUAUUUGUAAAAAGUUAAAGGAAAGUGGGUCUUCGUGUGGCUUUCACUGAUGUUCACGCUGGCAUUUUUUAGAAUUUUUGAUUUUAAAUUUGAUAAUCGUAGGUCAUUAGCAUGCCUAUCGAGUUUGCCCUUACGUGGUGGGAGUUCAAACACACAAAGACCCACUAUUGGCACAAAACUAUUCUCGCUAGUUUGGAAUAGGCUGCCAUGGUUAUUUAAUGUUAUUGCAGCCAUGUGUAUUCAUUAUGGAAUUCAGAUACAAUUUGCUUAUGUUCUGCUAUGAUACUUGAUCAAAUCCUAUUUACAGUGAGCUCUUAAUUAGCUCAAUAUGUGCUUUGCCCUCACGUGCACACUGUUUAUUACUUUGUAAGAUGCCACUGUGAGUACUGACAUUUAGAGUUGUUGAAAGGCCGAGAACUGGAAACAGCCUUUCUUCCAUGUUCUGUGUAUUGCAAAUGGGAGUAAUAACAUUUUGGGGAGCUUUUAAAAUCUCACAGAAGAGGAAAGCGGCCUGCUCUGGCUGGUAUGUGCAGAAUAGAGUAGUUCAUUGGUUCCUGUGCCAAGAAUAAGCGCUGCGCUAUGGUAGUUCUUUUAGGGUUUUUCUGUGCUCUGGGCUCAUGAAGAUACUGCAUGAUAAGCUGCAGCAGCUGUACUCUUUUUUAUGACCUACAAAGAGAUGAUUUCUGAGGAAUAAAAGGCUCCCAUCUUUGAUGGAUGUGGAAAACCUUUCCUAGCUUAGAGCAUUUACAGCUAUAAUACAUUGUAAAGUCAGAGCUCAUGUUACCUGUUUUAAUCACAUGACUCUAAGUCUCAGUACACAAAAGGGCACUGGUUGGCAUUCUUCUUAAUGUAUUUAGUAAAGGCCAUAAGAAAUCCUUUAAGAUAAAGUGUAAUUUAUAUAUAUACAUAUAUAUAAUAUAUAUGAAUGGAAAUUUGUAUCUUAGAAUGGAUAGGCACUAAAUAUUGAUGACUGAACAGUUAAUGUUUUAGGACACUUGGUAUAGUGAGUGCCUUGCACACAGAAAAAGACCACGGAUGAGAUUAUCCUUUGUAUCAUUUCACAGUUUUAAAAAUUGCUAUUGAUUACAGUUCACAUAGCAAGUUGCUGAUAAAAUGUCUGUUUUUAGAAAACAUCUCCAACAACAACAAAAUCCUUUCAGAGUUUAAAUGUCCAGAAAAAAAAUAAAAAUUUUAAUAAAAAAUUAAAAAAAGUUUAAAUGUCCCUGGAACAGGCACACAGGGUGUAGUCAAGAAUGAACUAGAGUGCAGGAAAGCCGUGUGACACCUGGCGUCCCUCUGUGUUCACGGAGCUUCUUUGAGGCGAGAUUGACUUGACCGUCCAGACUUCUCUGGCUAAUACCUAUUUUUCAACCACCUUGGUUACUCUGACAUAGGAAUUGCCUUGUUUUUCUUCAAUGAAAAGGACUUUAAACAAUAAUCACAAACAUUAUUAUAAACUAAUAUAUGUGAGAGUACUUGGCUGAAAAAAAAGGAGUUUCAGUAGACAGAAUUGUACUAUAUUUGACAAUCAAAGAGAAGUUUAUGCAACGUAAAAUGUUUAUAGCCUGCAGUGCCAUCUACUGUUUGUGAAUGUCAAUGUAUUAUCAGGAAAAGUGUCUAACAAUCACAGAGUUCUAUUUCCUCAGCAAGUUCUUUACCAAGAGAGAAAUAUGUUUUUAUACCUUUCAGUCUCAGUUAGAGGCACAUUUUGUGCAAGAUUUAUGUUAAUGUGUCUCUACAUUAUGAAUGAAUUCUUUCAGUCAGUCAUUGCAUAAAUCAUAACUUUAUGAUGCUUGGGACAGAAUCAACAGUUGAAACUUCAUGAAGUUCUAAUGUCCAUGUACCAAAAUAUGUCCCAUUGUUAGGAUGGAGGGAGAUAUGCAGGUGUGCUCCCUGAAGGGGAGAUUCCUAGUUACUGACCAACUCCACAUUUAGCAUUUGGCAUCUUCAUGAUACUUUCAUAAAUAUGGCAUUAAUAGGAGAGCACUCAUACAAUUUGACAGAUGGAAUAACACAUUUGCCUGCAUUCCCUGAAAGAGUACAAAUAUUGGGUCCUGGUGAUUUGAACUGACUCUUCCAAAUUGUAGGGAUUUAUCAAUGUAUCAGAUAAACCCAGUUUCAGAACGAUCAAGGAGAAACGUUAGACCAAAUAAUGCGGCUAAUUAACAGUGGCAUGAUUUCUAGCCGGGGGCUUAAAAUGGACUUAAAGUUCUGUUUUGUGUUUUAUUUCUGAACUUGCCGCUUUUGCAUUCUUUGAGUUCAGUUUAAAGACAGUUACUCUAAGUCCAUUUUCAACCCUCGGGCUAGAAAUCGUACCCCUGUUAAUCAGCCACAUUAUUUUGUCUAACAGUUUUUCUUAAUCAUUCUGAAACUGGGUUUAUCUAAUACAUUGAUAAAUUAUUUCAAAGGGAUUUUGAUAGUUCAAAUCACUUCACUUUAACCCUAAGAAAUACAAAUGACUAGGAAUGACCUUCAGAUAGUGUUUAGCAUCUGUACCCAAUCUGAUGAUAACGUGUUCAUCAGGUACCUGUGCAGUAAAUCCCAUACAGGCAUGUUUAAGCUGAAUGGCAGUCUGGAAAAUACAUUUACUAUUAACCGAAAUAUCACUCUGAGUAGGUAUUUUGUCAUCUAUUUAAGAAAAAUCUAAAAGAACGGAAAUCACAUGACAGUGACUUAAGUCUUUCUUCAAAGUGCACGUGAGUCUCCUGAAGUACUUCAUUCAGCCAAGUGUCUGUUCUCUUCCUCAUUCAGUAGAAGGCAGCUUUCAAUUGGCUUAGAAGGCAACAUCAGAAGGUUAGCGUUCAUCAAAAACACAGAAUUUUAAAAUGUGUGUUCAACUGACCAAAUUUGAAUUUCUGUAGGAAGAAUCAAAAUACCUGUUUAAAGAUUGCAAUAUAUGAUAAUCAUUUUUAAAGGAUUUUAUUAAACCUGAUAGGUUUUCCAGAAAUGAAUAAAACUCAGUUCUAAAAACAACGCUGAUUUUUAGAAAAUUUGAAAAUGUAAAUCAGUCCUAUCCUAUCCACAAUAUAGUUUCUCUAAAACUUUAUCUUAAAGAGUUAUUUUAAAAUAACUAUUUAAAAAAUAACUGCUCUCUUAAUGUUUUGAAAUUACUUAAAACAUUUAAAAAUAUGAAUAUUGCAGUUUAGAAGAAAUAGGGGGAAGGAAAAGUGAAGAAAUGCCAAUUCCAGUCCAAAGCUUUAUUUGCCAAGUUUUCUAAGAAUGACUUUUACCACUGUAUGAACUCCUGUGAACAGAAUGUAAGAUGGAAAUCCUGAGCCUUUUGUCUAAAGCGGCAAUACUGACUGCUGCUGUGAUGCUCCUGUGAUGUAAUAAAUUAUUCAGUUGCUGCAA
Messenger RNA from Callithrix jacchus (white-tufted-ear marmoset), 10040 nucleotides. Its product is annotated as golgin subfamily A member 2-like. Gene Ontology annotation, cellular component: Golgi cisterna membrane; cis-Golgi network; Golgi apparatus. Lineage: Eukaryota; Metazoa; Chordata; Mammalia; Primates; Cebidae. Gene Ontology annotation, biological process: Golgi organization. The record is from RefSeq and is a predicted model, not a curated record.